UAAACAAAGAGUAAUACAACAGAACCGAGCUGCUGUGGCACACUACACGCCGCUACCUCUAGCGUCUAACCUCAUCUCCAUUACAAGAUCCAAUUACUGCAAGGUAGCAGAUUUCGCUUUGAAUUCCUCCCUUCGUUAUUCCACAGGGUAUCUCCGAACAUCUGCUUCAGGUUCUCGUUGAAUUCUGCGGAAUUGAUUCGAUCGCCAUGGAAGCCGUCGCCUCGCUUUGUUCGUCUCCUUCUCACCACUUCAAAAAUACGAUCUUGGAAUCUCGAUACCGCGUUCUGGCUUUCAGCCGCUCCACCAAUUCUAUUUUGGUCGACAAGAAGAGUUGGCUCACGGGUUGCCGUUCGUUUUCUGUAUCGGGGAGGCGUUCUGUUUGGAUGAUAGGUCGCCGAAGGUCCCAUAUCAGCGCAUCGUUGUCUUCUUUUGAAUCGGAGUCGUCGUCUGAUGAUUCAGCUCCUCUUGCCCCUCUGCAACUGGAGUCUCCGGUUGGCCAGUUCCUCUCGGAGAUCCUCCUCAGCCACCCCCAUCUUGUUCCCGCUGCUGUUGACCAGCAGCUACAGCUACUUCAGACCGCUCGCGAUGAGGAUAAUGGCAACGACGAGUCUUCCUCUUCUGGCACGGACCUAGUUUUGUAUAGGAGAAUUGCUGAGGUGAGGGCAAAUGAAAGGAGAAGGGCUCUUGAAGAGAUCCUGUACGCUUUGGUCGUCCAAAAGUUUGUAGAAGCUAAUGUCCCGUUGACUCUUCCAAUAUCUCAAUCUGCAGAUCAUUCUAAUAGCGUGCAUCGACGUUCUACAGAGGAAGAAAAACUGGCGCAGCUCCAUUCUCCCGAGGCUUAUGAGAUGAUCAAGAAUCAUCUCACUCUCAUUUUAGGUCAGAGAUUGGAGGAUCUGAACUCGGUUGCUCCAGUCAGUAAGCUUCGUGUUGGGCAGGUCUAUGCAGCCUCUGUCAUGUAUGGGUAUUUCCUUAAGAGAGUGGAUCAGCACUUUCAGCUUGAGAAAUCAAUGAAGACCUUACCAUGGGGAUCCGAGGAGGAAGAGAAUGCUAUCCAGAAGGCAAUUUCUGAUGAAUCUAGGCCUUCAGCUCAAGCUGCAAAUUCCUUAUCAAAGUUGCCAACUUUGCAUUCACCAAGCUCAAACUCGAGUGGGUUUGAGGGUCGGGCCAAAUCAUCUCGCUUGAGAUCUUAUGUUAUGUCCUUUGAUUCUGAGACAUUGCAGAGGUAUGCCACAAUACGGUCAAAGGAAGCCUUUAGUGUUGUUGAGAAGCAGACCGAGGCAUUAUUUGGGAGGCCCGAGAUAGUAAUCAGCCCCCAAGGUGCCAUUGAUGACUCUAAGGACGAGCUUAUCAAAAUAAGCUUUGGAGGAUUGAAAAAUCUUAUUUUGGAAGCUGUCACGUUUGGAUCUUUCCUUUGGGAUGUUGAAAGCCAUGUAGAGUCAAGGUACCACUUUGUGACUAAUUGAUCUUGGAUUUUCUAUCGAGAAGCAGGCUAAUUAAAACAUCUAGCUUUCCUGGAUUAACUUCUCACCUUACCAUCAGACUAGAGAUCUUUUUUGGCCUUCUUGUAGCGACUCAUAUUAUUGAGCUUUCAUUAGUUGGAGUUUGGUUGGAGGAGGAAACACAUCAUGUCAUGAUUUUUUAACUGUUAUGAGAAAAAAAUAAAAUGGAGAGCACUGUUGUCACUUUUUGCGAAGUAUAUUGCAUUUAUAUCAUGUUAUUUUGUUGGUGUUUGCAUGAGGCAUAUUCAUUAAGUCAUAAUGGAUGUAGAAACUUUUUUUGUGCUUGUUGUAUUUAAUUUGAUCAGCAAAUCCUUCCAUAC
This is a messenger RNA of Phalaenopsis equestris, 1819 nucleotides long. RefSeq names its product UV-B-induced protein At3g17800, chloroplastic-like. The record is from RefSeq and is a predicted model, not a curated record. The transcript is spliced from 3 exons. The coding region runs from base 207 to 1463 and encodes 418 amino acids. Lineage: Eukaryota; Viridiplantae; Streptophyta; Magnoliopsida; Asparagales; Orchidaceae.